This is a messenger RNA of Colletotrichum karsti, 567 nucleotides long. RefSeq lists its product as uncharacterized. NCBI's taxonomy places the organism in Eukaryota, Fungi, Ascomycota, Sordariomycetes, Glomerellales, Glomerellaceae. The transcript has a single exon. The coding region runs from base 1 to 567 and encodes 188 amino acids. The record is from RefSeq and is a predicted model, not a curated record.
AUGGCUCUCGUGUCCAAGAUGGCUCCCAUGGCUCCCAUGGCUGCCACCAUCCCCGCCACCAACGAUUACCCAGCUCCAGCUGUCACGACCAAUACGACGGCAACGAAGAAGCGCAAGCAGUCCUCCGACACGUCAGGCAACGAGGACACCACCAAAAGCCGCAAGCGUACUCGUCUCACCAGCCCCUGCUACUGCUAUACGAAGGCCCCCAAGAAGAACGAAACGAACCCAGUCACCCCCCCUCGUCAGAAGAAGCAGAUCGAGAAGCUUCCCGUCAACUACCCCUUCGCAACCACCGACGAGCAGAUCGACCUCUGGACCCCCGAGGAGAUCGAAGAGCGGGAAGAAGCUCUGCUCGAACGAAGAAAAGAGUUUGAGGAAAGUCUGGCCGCACAGUACGACACGAGCGACGAUGAGAGUCCCGAAGAGGACACGAGCGAAGACCAGAUCCCCUUUGAGGAGCACGCGAGAAUGUACUACGCAGUACCUGAGAAGGAUCGUGUUUAUCUCUACGAUGUUCUCUUCAACAAGUCCUACCUGAAACGGUCAGGUCGGGAGUCCUCAUGA